GUCCUUUCCUGUAUAUUUAAGAUACCGUCCGGGCUUCCGCCUUCUUCUGAUCUAUUUUGCCACACAUAUCAAAUACCAUAUACCACAGCUCUAACCUAUACAACAUCAUGUUGCAGACCCCAAACCGAACAACAACCUUUCCUCAUCAACAACAACAACUCAACACAUACACACAACACCUACAACCCGGCCCAUACGACCGCAUGCGACACACAGCGACACCAUUCCACGCCGACGUGAACAAUAGCGCACACGACAUCGACCUCGACUCGGAACUCAACUACCAGAGCUUGUCGUCAUCGCCAGUCUCGACACAGUCGCUACUCUCGCAGUAUUCGGGUGUGGGUUCUUCGCCUUUGUCGACCUUUGACAGCAUUCCGACACCGACGCUGGGAGGACUGAGAGGAGAUCUAGAGGGCUCUUUGUUCGAAUACUCGCCACAAAGCAACCAGGCCACCCUCGCAGAGUCAUCUGCCUCGCUUUUCCCAAACCUCGACCUGAUGCAAACGGAUACGUGGAUGCCAAACGGCCUCACCCCUAGGUCGGUCGGUCGAUUCUCACAUCACAGAGAGUCUUCGCUGUCUUCUCUGGGUUCGAAUGGUCCAGCUUCUCCAUAUUCGCACAACACCACCAAUCCUCAGAUCGCGGUAACGGAUUCUCUGGGUGAAUACCACGGCUUGCCAUCACAGGAAGACUUCAACUACCAGCUUGCACCAACAAAGCCGUUUCCCGGUGUGACACACGACAACUUCUACGCCAACCUCGGGACAUAUGCCUCGGCCGGUCCAACGGCUAUCAACUACCCACAAGUAGCUACGGCUCCGAAGCGGAGGGACGACCGAGGGUUGCUUCAGCCUUCCGAGAACCCGAUUGGGUCUAACCGGUCGCAGCCCGUAUCGGUGGCGAGCUCUAUUAAUUCUGACUCACCCGCCACCCCAGCAGGUGACCUCGAGGAAGACAGGAGGAACAAGAAUGCAGUCAUGCACACCGUUCCCAAACUCGACCGCACUCUGACGGAUGUUUAUGCCGAUGAGCUCUACAACCCAGACUUCACCCUCACAAACACAUCGGCAUCUCAGCUCCCAGUAUCACCAACAAACGACUUGUUUGUACAGCGGAUCCAGGCUGCCAACAACCAGCACUUGACAGCAACAGUCAAUUCACCGGCCUCAGCGACACCACGGGAUCGAUCACCAUUCCGCCACGGCUCACCGCACGCGCCCUUGCCAGUGCAUGAUUUCUCAUCCAUGGGAGCUUCACAAGCUCGCUUCGGGUCGGCUCAGCAGAUGCGUGAGCAGAGCAAGGCGCUUCAGGACGCCCGUGUUAUGCAGCAACAACUGUCUCGCGCUGCGAGUGCCACCACACCACCAACUACCAUCUCACCCAAGGACGCCAUGCUUGAGUUUCACGAGUCGGAUGGGGACAACAACUUCCCACUGUUCCCACCACAGUCGAGCACCUUCAACGUGGAUGCCAUCACCAAGGCCACCAGUGCCCCCAGCCAGCCGGCGUUCAACGGGCUUUCUUUGGAUACCACGGCCAUGUUCAACAACUACCUGGCCUCUGGCCUUCCCAACAACAUUCAGGUGCCGCAGCAAUACCCAUUCAUCGCACGCCCACAGCCACGACAAGAGAGCGCUGUGCCAUCGCUGAGCAAUGCCUCGCUCAACACAUCAAGAGUCAGCUCUGUCGAUACCGGUCUGGACUCUGUCAACAGCCCACCAAAGCGGCCUGCAGAUGUCUCUGCUGACGGAGGCACGUACACCUGCACAUACCAUGGCUGCACUAUGCGCUUCGAAACCCCAGCGCUUCUGCAAAAGCACAAGAGGGAGGGACAUCGCCAGGCACAUGGCCUCAACGGUAGCAGGCAACCAAGUGGCAUGACGUCCAGUCUCAUGUCGCAGGCUGGGCCUCACCGCUGCGAUCGUAUCAACCCCAGCACUGGAAAGCCCUGCAACACUGUCUUCUCGAGACCCUACGACCUUACUAGGCACGAAGACACGAUUCACAACGCACGCAAGCAAAAGGUUCGCUGCAACCUGUGCACUGAUGAGAAGACGUUUAGCCGCGCUGAUGCCCUUACUCGACAUUACCGCGUGUGCCACCCCGAUGUUGAGUUUCCCGGCAAGCAACGUCGUCGGGCUCACGCCAGCGGGUGAAUGUCAACCGUCGCUGCAACACCACAGCGCUGCGACACGGCCCGACAGCUUGGCGAGAUCUGAAUCACGCUGCCUUCGACGACCACACAACAAGACAUCAAUCAGCAUCAUCCAUCGAUUUUGGUACCAGCCUCGCGCUGCCGAUCUGGCUGGCAUGGUGUGGAAUGACACAAUUCACAAAAGAGCGAUGCGCCAACCGACAGGCUUGGAUCGGCCCACGGAGCAUCCAAGGCUGUUGCAUCGUUCGGGCGUGUAUGGUGGUGUCGAUUGCAUCGCAAAUGACGUCGAUUGGCGCGAGCUGGCUCUGCCGCGGGGUUCCUUGUGCAUCAUCAAGCGCCAAUUGUCGGCUGUCAUUGGUUGGGAGGCCCUCAGGUGCGACCCCGCAAGAAUUCAGGGUCUAAACCACGCCGCUCCAUGGCGUCGUCCCUGCAGGGUCCAACAGGGAACCCCGGCUAUUUCUGGGCUGUCUUUGACGGAUCAGCUGGACCCUGACUUUUUUUUUGGCUGCCAUCGGCGCCCAACUCGAGCCCUUUUCGCUUCGCCAGGUUCACCUGUCAUAUGACGUCAUCCCCACCCUCGACACCACUCCGGAAUGUCUCGAUUUCGGGUUUGGGAGUUGGUUCCCCGUCAUCGAAUGGGAUCAGCGACCGUUUUCCUUUUUUUGGUGUCAAUCUUGGGUUUUUCGACCUUUUUCGGUUUCCUACCUCGAACUUGUAUGAUGUAGUGGUGGCUUUCUUUGCGGAGCAAAGCAACGCUUUUACCCGAUUUCCCGCCAUCUUCGAUGACGAUGUCGCUUUUUCAGUUCCCAACAUGGAGAGCGGUUUUUUUUCUUCACUAUUGUGUCCUAGAGCCCGGCAAGCGUGUGGGACUGCGACACUUGUACCAACAAAGUCUAUGAUGACAAUGACGGCAUUCCCAAGGGCGCUUGAUAUAAAACGGUUUUGGGACUAUGAUCGCAUGGGGUUUUUACGAUUUUUUACGAUGGAAUUCUAGCGUGUAUUAUGAAAUUAUGGGUGGCAUCAAGAAAGGGAAAGGGAUAUGAUAGAUCUGCUUUCAAAGCGCGGGCUAGCAAAGGAGUGCAUGGCUAGCGAUUUUGUUUUUGGAUUUUCUCACAACGCAUCCCGGCUAUCAGUGCUGAGUUUUGUAUCAUUUCUCUUUAUUUCUUUCUUGGUUACUAGAAAUGGCGGGUUUCUUUUCUAUAGACCCAAACAUCCCCUCGAUGGGGAGAGGUUUGGCGGGCGAGGUGUUGAUUUCACUGGGUUUCAAAUGGGUUCAUCUUUUGGGGGAUGGGAAAAAAGAGAAUGAUUACUACUGCUACAAUGAAAAGGGUGUACAGUCGAAUGUUGUACGAUGGACAGGUGGGGGGAAUUGAUUAGUAUAUUGAUGGGAAAAAGUAGAUAGCAUGAUUCUGAACAAUUAGUAUUUAAUACUCCUCACUGC
Podospora pseudocomata is the source of this 3599-nucleotide messenger RNA. RefSeq lists its product as uncharacterized. Bases 108 to 2159 code for a protein of 683 amino acids. Gene Ontology annotation, biological process: regulation of transcription by RNA polymerase II. Gene Ontology annotation, cellular component: nucleus. The transcript is spliced from 2 exons. NCBI's taxonomy places the organism in Eukaryota, Fungi, Ascomycota, Sordariomycetes, Sordariales, Podosporaceae. The record is from RefSeq and is a predicted model, not a curated record.